AAGGGCUGGCGGUGAGCGAAUGAGCGCGGAGGUGGCCGGCAGGGGUUCGCCGUUGGCGUCGGCACGGCGGCGCAGACCCACAUCGAUCGGCAGCUUUCCGGUGUGUUUUUCGCAGCGCCGGCUCGCCGAAGCCUGUGGGAGCGGGAAGGAGACUUACGGAAGCUCCUUCCCCGCUCGCCCAGCUGUGGCUGUUGUCCUCCCUGCGGCCCUGAGGAGACGGAGACUCUGAGGCUGCCCUCUUCCCUUUCUCCCUCAGCCUCGGGGAGCAGCGAUUGCUAGCGCGGGGCGCUUCUCCUGUCUGCUCCCUUCUUGCCUGGGAGUAUUGAAAACUUGUGUCCUGCCUGCACUAGCACCUAACUGGGCUGAACCCCCAGUUGGCAGCCACCAUCACCACCAGGUCGUUUUCCCUCUGCACUUGUGGCUUUUCAUUAUGUAUCGUAAAUCCAAGUGGAAGCGCGAGUACAAUCUCGAGGUUCUUGGACGUGGAGAUAAUGAGCAAAGUGUGCCACAGCUCUUGAUCAGAGACGUGAAGCUGGAGAAGCCGCUAGCUAAGCUCAUGUUUUCUCCUGAUCAAGACAAUCAUCCGUCCAAGGCACCAGUCAAAUAUGGUGAACUGAUCGUGUUAGGGUACAAUGGGUCUCUCCCAAAUGGAGACAGAGGAAGAAGAAAAAGUAGAUUUGCUUUAUUUAAAAGGCCCAAGGCAAAUGGGGUGAAACCCAGCACUGUGCAUAUUGCCUGUACCCCUCAAGCAGCAAAGGCAAUAAGCAAUAAAGACCAGCACAGCAUCUCUUACACUUUGUCUCGGGCCCAGACAGUAGUGGUUGAAUAUACCCAUGACAGCAACACAGACAUGUUUCAGAUUGGCCGCUCGACGGAGAGCCCUAUCGACUUCGUGGUGACUGACACGGUGCCGGGCAGCCAGAGCAACGUGGACACGCAGUCGGUGCAGAGCACCAUCUCCAGGUUUGCCUGCAGGAUCAUCUGCCAGCGCAGCCCCCCCUUCACCGCCAGCAUAUGUGCCGCCGGCUUCGACUCCUCCAAAAACAUCUUCCUAGGGGAGAAGGCUGCCAAAUGGAAGACAUCCGAUGGGCAAAUGGAUGGGCUGACCACCAAUGGAGUUCUUGUCAUGCAUCCUCGGAAUGGAUUUACAGAGGACUCCAAGCCAGGGGUGUGGAGAGAGAUCUCUGUGUGUGGGAAUGUGUUCAGCCUCCGUGAAACCAGAUCAGCUCAGCAGAGGGGGAAAAUGGUAAGAGUGGAGAACGAGUCGAACCAGCUGCAGGACGGCUCCCUGAUCGACCUGUGCGGGGCCACGCUGCUGUGGCGCACGGCCGAGGGGCUGGCGCGCACUCCCACCCUCAAGCACCUGGAGGCGCUGCGGCAGGAGAUCAACGCGGCCAGGCCGCAGUGCCCCGUGGGCUUCAACACCUUGGCGUUCCCCAGCAUGAAGAGGAAAGACGUGGUGGAUGAAAAACAGCCCUGGGUGUACCUGAGCUGCGGCCACGUCCACGGCUACCACAACUGGGGGAACAAGGAGGAGAGGGACGGCAAGGACCGCGAGUGCCCCAUGUGCCGCUCGGUCGGCCCCUACGUGCCGCUGUGGCUGGGCUGCGAGGCCGGCUUCUACGUGGACGCGGGACCCCCCACUCACGCCUUCAGCCCCUGCGGACACGUUUGCUCGGAAAAGACGACUGCUUACUGGUCCCAAAUCCCCCUGCCCCACGGGACCCACACGUUCCACGCGGCCUGCCCCUUCUGCGCCCAUCAGCUGGCUGGUGAGCAGGGCUACAUCAGGCUCAUCUUCCAGGGACCGCUGGACUAGCCGCGGGCCGCGACAGACCCUUCUGCCGAGCCGCUCCGCCUCUCAGCCGCCCUAUUCCUUCUCGCUGAGCUCUGCCGGCUUCCUUAAGAUGAAGAAUCGUGGGGGGAGGGGGUUUGGUCGUCUUUCUUGAGAAGUCUGGAAGGACAAGAGAGAACUCCUGGGUUGUUUGUUUUUUUUUGGUUAACCCCUCCUGACUUGCUGAAGGAAACAUUGCAGGGGGAGCUCAGAUGCCUUCUGUUUAGUGGUUUUUGAAUCACACCCACAUGGGAUUUGCAAGUUGCUUCAUUCCUUUUGUAUAUGGGAGGGUAAACAGUUCAAAGAUGAAGUUUGCAGCUGAGAUGAAAACCUUGUAAAAUACAACAUGUACAUGGACCCUUUUCUAUUUAUCUUUGUUACUGAAGAUGGUGUACAGUUGUUUAGAGGGUGGCAUGGUCGUGGUGUGGUAUAUCCAGCAGCUGGAUGUGUGUGGAGUAGCUCUGGAUGGAGAAGAAUGUGGGAUGGAGAUGGUAGAAAAAUCUUUUUUUUUUUUUUUUGUCUAAUCUAAAAUACUGAGUUCUUAGAGUAGCUAAAAUGCUUUUGAAACUAAGCAGAUGCUGGUGGUGUAGUGGGCUGCUUUAAUCUUGCUGAGAGGUAGCUAAGGAGGAGACGUCUUACAAGGUCUUUUUGGUAGUACUGCAGAUUUGGUUAUGAGAGAAUUUACCAGGCUCUUGGAAUAUGCAACUUAGUUGAAAUUAAGGGUUUUUUUCCUCCCUUCAUGCUAACUCAUCUCCUUAUUUAGCAUUAGUGAGACUUGUAAGGGGUUUCCCAGCACUUGGUGUGAGCAGAAGCUGAGAGGUGAGGCUGGUUCUGUGCCCUGCCAUUCAGGGCAGGGCAGAAGCUGAGAGGUGAGGCUGGUUCUGUGCCUGCCAUUCAGGGCAGGGCACGAGGAGAGGUGGCUGUGCCACGCACACGCGUGAGGAGCAGGGAGCCUGGCCACAGGAAAGGCCAGUGCACUGCGUCCAGCUUGGCUGCUUCAGGGCAAGUCCACAGCUUCACCUGAGCAUUCAGUUGAGCCUUUUCUUUGUCAGCUUCAUCUUUUUUUUUUCCUCCCAGAAGAAACCCACAUUGCAGAUUCCUCCGCUUUGGAGCAGAGCUGCAGUUUGCCUUUGGAAACAGUUUGAAACAUUCUGGGUGUGAAGAGAGAGGCGUCCUGAGUUCACUUGGACUGUCAGUUGUCUCCAGUUUUGACCAGAAGUUCUCUCUGUUGUUUGGUUCUCCGGCCAUGCAUGUGCUGGGCAGCCUGUAUGCUGAGUCAGCUGUCACAUACAAGGAACUGCUCUUUACUCCCUUGCCGUAGAACCCAACUCACCCGGACAUGUUCCAGGUUAGAUGCAUUAAGUAAGAAAAGUUCUGCAGCAGGAAGUCCCUGUGUCCUAGCUGUUCUAAUCAUUUUAUCCAAACUCUUCUGAUAUUGUAGUUUUAAUUUUUAUUUGCCAAUUAAUUUAUUCCAAUGCCAUGAGUAAACUUUUCAAACACACAA
Pogoniulus pusillus (Red-fronted tinkerbird) is the source of this 3338-nucleotide messenger RNA. RefSeq names its product pellino E3 ubiquitin protein ligase 1 (gene PELI1). Gene Ontology annotation, biological process: protein K48-linked ubiquitination; regulation of Toll signaling pathway. NCBI's taxonomy places the organism in Eukaryota, Metazoa, Chordata, Aves, Piciformes, Lybiidae. The transcript has 8 exons. Gene Ontology annotation, molecular function: ubiquitin protein ligase activity; protein binding. Bases 431 to 1819 code for a protein of 462 amino acids. The record is from RefSeq and is a predicted model, not a curated record.